AUGACAUCAAUGCAAAAGAUAAUUAAUGUCAUAGCAAGGCUUUUUCAGUCAGAAGACUCUAUUUUGGAUGGAGAAAUAAACUAUUCAAGAGGCCAUGAGAAACGCAGAGAGUACGGAAGAAGGGCUCACGGGAAAAAGUUUCCGUUCCUGUUAUCAGCAGCGAAACUUUAUUCAAUUUAUUCCAUUUAA
This is a messenger RNA of Clunio marinus, 189 nucleotides long. The record is from the annotation of a GenBank genome assembly. NCBI's taxonomy places the organism in Eukaryota, Metazoa, Arthropoda, Insecta, Diptera, Chironomidae.